CCCGGCCCUCGCCUUCCGCCGGGGGCUGGGGCCGCUCCCGCCGAGGAGCCGGCGCUCCCGGGGCCGCCGAGCGGCUCUCCCCAGCCCUGCCCGCGCAGCCAGCGGCGCGAUCGCCCCAACUCCGGGGAGGAGAGACACCCCCCGCCGCCGCCUCCCCUCCCCUUCCUCCUCCUCCUCCUCCUCCUUCUCCUCCUCCCCCCCCCCCCCCCCCCCCCGUCGCAAACCCCAAAUAAAAGGGGCGGGGGGCGGCAGGAUGCGCCGCUCGGCGGGGAGGUCGGCGCCGCCGCCGGCCGCCUGAUGCUGCCGCAAUUCGCCAUUGCCGGGCACGGCUCGGAGCCGGGCGGAGGGAGGCGAGGCGGGGAGGCGGGGGGCCAGGGGGCAGAGGAGCAGCAGCCCCCCCUGCCCGGCCGCCCCCGCGGCCGCGGCCGCCGUCCCCCCCGAUGCCCGGCCGCCGCCGGAGGGGCCCCGGGGGCCCGCUCCUGCCUCCUCUGGCUCUUUGUGUUGCUGAAGAAUGCAGAACCUUUCCAAGUUACUGUCCGAGAAGACAAUUGUAUCAUUGUCUCCCUGGAAGCGUCUGAUGUGGUGAGCUCAUCCUCUGUAUAUGUUGUGAAGAUAGCUGGAGAAUCCAAGAACUACUUUUUCCAGUUCGAAGAAUUCAAUAGCACUUUACCUGCCCCUGUGGUUUUUAAUGCCAAAUACCACGGCCUAUAUUACAUAGUGACUCUGUUGGUAGUGAACUCAAAUAUGGUUUCCAAGUCAGCAAGAUCAAUCACUGUGUUAACCAAACCCCUUCCUGUGAGCAGUGUUUUUAUCUAUGAUUACAAACCAUCACCAGAAACAGGAGUGUUGUUUGAAAUUCAGUACCCAGAGAAGUACAAUGUUUUUACCAGGGUAAAUAUAAGCUAUUGGGAAGGAAAAGACUACCGAACAAUGCUGUACAAAGAUUUCUUUAAAGGUAAAACAGUUUUCAAUCACUGGCUACCAGGCAUAUGCUACAGUAACAUCACAUUUCAGUUGGUAUCAGAAGCGACCUUCAACAAAAGCACGCUAGUGGAAUACAGCGGUGUCCAGCAUGAGCCCAAACGGCACAGAACAGUUCCUUACCCACCUCGAAACAUUUCUGUUCAGAUUGUACCAAUCAACAGAAACAACUGGGAAGAGCACAGUGGGAAUUUCGCAGAAGAAUCAUUCAUGGGACCACAAGAAAUCAUAAGAAAAGAAAAACUUAGCCAUUUUUCUGACAACCCACCUGAAAUUCCAGCAGCGAACACAUCUGCAGCCUGGCCGGACUACCGCUAUAACAGCACUGAGUAUGAAACCACAUCACAGCCGUACUGGUGGUCUAACGAAGCUGAGUCAUCCGAGGGUGAAGAGGAGUUUGUCAAUGCAGUUGCCAGUGAUUACGAGGCCAAUGAUGUCAACACAUCGGGAAAACUCACGCCAGAGCCCCCCUCCUUCCUUCCUGUACAAAUGGUGCUGACCUGGUUACCACCAAAGCCACCUACCGCGUUUGAUGGUUUCCAUAUCAAUGUUGAAAGGGAAGAGAACUCCACGGAAUUUUUGACAGUAAGUGAGGACACUCACAAAUUUGUUGCUGAACUGAAAGAACCAGGAAAAUAUAAGUUGUCUGUAACAACAUUUAGCUCCUCUGGCUCUUGUGAAGUUCGGGGAAGUCAAUCAGCAAAAACACUUAGCUUUUACAUCAGCCCCACAGGUGAAUGGAUAGAAGAGCUCACGGAAAAGCCCCAGCAUGUGGCCGUGACGGUGCUAAGCUCCACUACUGCCCUGACAUCCUGGACAGCAUCACAAGAGAGCGGCGGCAACGGCACCAUCGUGUCUGUGGUCUCCCUGACCUGUCAGAAGCAAAAGGAAAGUCAAAGGCUUGAAAAACACUACUGCACUGAGGUGAACUCAAGCAGCAGCCUCAUUGAAAAUCUUGUUCCUGGUGCUCAGUACCAAGUUGUGGUUUACCUACGGAAAGGACCAUUGGUUGGACCGCCUUCUGAUCCUGUUACAUUUUCCAUUGUGCCCACUGGAAUAAAGGAUCUGACGCUUUACCCUUUGGGACCUACUGCUGUGGUUUUGAGCUGGAACAGACCUUUCCUUGGGGUGUUCAGGAAAUAUGUUGUAGAAAUGUUUUACUUCAACCCAUCGACGAUGACUUCUGAGUGGACAACCUACUAUGAAAUUGCAGCAACCGUCUCCUUAACUGCCUCCGUGAAAAUAGCUAACCUGCUGCCUGCUUGGUAUUACAAUUUCCGGGUCACUAUGGUGACUUGGGGGGACCCAGAGCUGAGCUGCUGUGACAGCUCCACCAUCAGCUUCAUAACAGCACCAGUGGCACCUGAGAUUACCUCUAUAGAAUAUUACAACCACCUUUUGUACGUCACCUGGACCUAUGGAGGAGAUGGCACUGACCUUUCUCAUUCCAGGAUGCUGCAUUGGAUGGUCAUUGCAGAAGGAAAGAAAAAAAUCAAGAAGAGUGUAACACGCAAUGUGAUGACUGCAGUGUUGAGCUUGCCACCGGGGGACAUUUACAACCUUUCGGUGACUGCUUGUACUGAAAGAGGCAGUAAUACUUCCCUGCCCCAGCUUGUGAAAUUGGAACCAGCCCCUCCAAAAUCACUGUUUGCUGUCAACAAGACUCAGACCUCCGUGACUCUGCUGUGGGUGGAAGAAGGAGUGGCUGAUUUCUUUGAAGUCUACUGCCAGCAGGCUGGAUCUGGUCAGGAAACAAAAGUCCAGGAACCUGUCACUGUCUCUUCACACGUAGUGACCAUUUCCAGCCUAACGCCUGCCACUUCCUACAACUGCAGCGUGACCACCUUCAGCCACAACAGCCCCAGCAUCCCCACUUUCAUUGCGGUUUCCACCAUGGUCGCUGAGAUGAAUCCCAACGUAGUGGUAAUCUCUGUGUUAGCCAUCCUAAGUAUCCUUCUGAUUGGACUGCUGCUGGUGACUCUUGUUGUACUCAGGAGGAAACAUCUACAAAUGGCCAGGGAGUGUGGGGCUGGAACCUUUGUCAAUUUUGCAUCUUUAGAGAGAGAUGGAAAGCUUCCCUAUAAUUGGCGUAGAAGUGUAUUUGCUUUCCUAACUCUGCUACCCUCAUGCCUUUGGACUGAUUAUCUUUUGGCAUUUUAUAUUAAUCCUUGGAGUAAAAAUGGAUUAAAGAAGAGAAAGCUGACCAACCCUGUCCAGUUGGAUGAUUUUGAUGGCUACAUCAAGGAUAUGGCCAAAGAUUCAGAUUAUAAAUUUUCCCUGCAAUUUGAGGAGCUAAAACUGAUUGGGCUUGACAUACCCCACUUUGCUGCUGAUCUUCCCAUGAAUCGCUGUAAAAAUCGCUACACAAAUAUCCUGCCAUAUGAUUUUAGUCGUGUCCGGUUAGUUUCAAUGAAUGAAGAAGAGGGAUCUGACUACAUUAAUGCCAACUACAUUCCUGGUUAUAAUUCACCCCAGGAAUACAUUGCAACCCAAGGGCCACUGCCAGAAACUAGGAAUGAUUUUUGGAAGAUGGUUCUCCAGCAAAAAUCUCAAAUUAUUGUUAUGCUCACUCAAUGUAAUGAGAAAAGAAGGGUGAAAUGUGAUCAUUACUGGCCUUUUACAGAAGACCCUGUUGCAUAUGGGGACAUCACGGUGGAGAUGCUGUCCGAGGAGGAGCACACAGACUGGGUUUAUAGGAAUUUCCGAAUUAGCUAUGCUGAUGAGGUGCAAGACGUGAUGCAUUUUAACUACACUGCCUGGCCAGAUCACGGUGUCCCCACGACCAACGCUGCCGAAAGCAUCCUCCAGUUUGUACAGAUGGUCAGGCAGAAAACAGCAAAGAGUAAAGGCCCCAUGAUCAUACACUGCAGUGCUGGAGUGGGACGAACAGGAACCUUCAUAGCCCUGGAUCGGCUCUUACAGCACAUCCGUGAUCACGAGUUCGUAGAUAUAUUGGGCCUGGUGUCUGACAUGCGGUCCUACAGAAUGUCCAUGGUGCAGACAGAGGAACAAUACAUUUUUAUUCACCAGUGUGUGCAACUGAUGUGGCAAAAGAAGAAGCAGCAGUUCUGCAUCAGUGAUGUCAUAUAUGAGAACGUCAGCAAGUCCUAGUUCAGAGUCACAGGUGGUGAGACCAUGAAGCACACCCAUCUUCCCUUGCUUCUGAUUUUUUUUCUUUUGAUGGUUUGAAUGGCCAGUUGUUCUGCCACGAGAGACCGCUGCUUUGCAGUACACGGACAAUGAAAGAAAGAAACUUUUAACUUUCUGAAGCACUGGGGAGACAAAGCCUUAACAAGCCUGCGGUGUCUUUUGAACUGUUUAAUUUCUGGACAUUUUUUUAGAAUACUGGACCAAAUUCAACUAAACAACAUGAAGGAAAAGACACUAUACGUGCAUAAAAUAGAUUGCUCCAGAGUGAUGAGUUUUUGUUCGGUACUUUUGGUUAAUUUUUUUUAAUUAUUUUUUGUUUUCUGUGCAGGUUGGGCUUAAGGUUAAAGUAAGUGCAAUAUUUUUUUAGUGGUUGACUGAAGAGCUUUCUUCAUGUGUCACUGGUCUGUGCUAAUGUCUAUAGGAGAGCAGGCAUUGUUAGUAUCUAAUAAUACCUCAUUAGUAAAUAGCGAGGCAUGAACAUACAUGAAGAAAUCUGGAGAUUGUGAAGAGAAAAGGGGGUGGGAGGGUGGAGGGGUUUGCUGGGUACAUGGAUUUGACUGUUUCCUACAGCACUGAUGUACAUGGGGUCUGGGGGGAGCACAAGACCCGAGGAACGGACUGACAAGCAGAAAUCCAAACCAUGAAGCCUGAAGCUGAAGCAGGCAGCCAACACUAAGAGACAGGGUGGUUUCAGUUCUUGACUGUGCUACUACUAAUUAAGUAGAGGGUUAUUGCUCUUUUUGCCAACCUUUUCAGUAAAGCCACUGAUCAGGCUCCUGUUUUAGAUUAAUCUAAUCAAAGGGCAGCUGAAUUUCAAGCUGGGAUAUCUUAGACUCCAUUACUAUAGCAUUUAACUGUCCAAGCAGUCUAUGGUGCCUAUACCCCUCAUUUGUUUAUUAUUUUUAAUAAGUAUUAACCCCAUGUAAAAACAUGAAGCUGAUUCAGGUUGGGGGGGGGUGGGGCACAGGGUGGAAGGAUAAAAAAAAAAACAAAAAAACAAAAAAAAAAGUGCUUUAACAGAUGUAACUAUUUCUCCAAGCCAGGAAUUCACAAUGUUACAAACCCAAGGUUUUGGCAUGUGAAGGGCUGGUUAUUGCUUUAUUGCUACGAGGCUGCCAAAGCGUUGGUAUGGAUUCCUGCAGGGGCUUCGGGGUCAGGGCUGGGGGGGUCUUUUCUUUUUUGCUGUCAGUUUCAGUUCUAGUCAGAGUAAUUAGCUAUAUAUAUAUAUUAUUUUUUUGUCUUUGUAUAAUUCUGGUACAUCAUUGUGUAUUGUGACAUGGAUGCUAUCAGAAUGGAUGUUGACGGCAUUUUUGUAACCUGUUGCUUUGUGUCACCUCAUUGGAAGUUAGCAGCAAUGGUACUCAAUGUAAACAAAACAAACUUGAACUGAAAGUAAACACACUGGAUUGCUUA
This is a messenger RNA of Aquila chrysaetos chrysaetos, 5544 nucleotides long. RefSeq names its product protein tyrosine phosphatase receptor type O (gene PTPRO). Gene Ontology annotation, cellular component: glutamatergic synapse; plasma membrane; GABA-ergic synapse. The record is from RefSeq and is a predicted model, not a curated record. Lineage: Eukaryota; Metazoa; Chordata; Aves; Accipitriformes; Accipitridae. Gene Ontology annotation, molecular function: Wnt-protein binding; protein tyrosine phosphatase activity; cadherin binding. Gene Ontology annotation, biological process: negative regulation of canonical Wnt signaling pathway; podocyte differentiation; peptidyl-tyrosine dephosphorylation involved in inactivation of protein kinase activity.